AUGGAAGUGGUGCAAGACUUUGAAGAAAGUGAUCGAAAGGAUACCGGCAAGGUUCAAGUGAAGAUCACCAGUACAUUCGAGCCUGGCGGCCACUUCUUGCUGUCAUCAGAUCUUCGCUACUCGACGUCAGCUGCCAAGUUCCCACGAGAGAAAAUCUCCCAUUUCGGGACAAAGGCUAGAACAAACAAUGACCUUGCAAUAGUUGCUAUCCUACUCGACCCGAAAUGGCCAACGGUCAUCAUUGAAUCGGGAUGGUCUGAGGCACUGAAUAGAUCGAAGGAAGAUGUUUUGUCCUGGCUAGGCGAAUCAGGCCAGCAGGUCAAUGUCGCACUGACGAUAAGGGUUACUCCGGGGGAGACUGUCACAAUCGAGCGACGGGCACUCAAUAAAACUUUUGUUAAGCCAAUCCAAAUGAUGCAGAUUACUCGAGCGAAGUCCGUUGCCCGAGAUGCCAAUUCUCGUGCUAAAGAACCUGCGGUAGAAUUGAGGGACAUUAACCAGCGAGUCUCCGAGGCCGAGGCCGAGUUCCCAAGGAGGAACAGCGAGACAGAUUGCAUAUAUCAUAUUCCUUCCCUUGAGCUACUGGUAUAA
Messenger RNA from Penicillium roqueforti, 591 nucleotides. RefSeq lists its product as uncharacterized. The transcript has 2 exons. The record is from RefSeq and is a predicted model, not a curated record. Bases 1 to 591 code for a protein of 196 amino acids. NCBI's taxonomy places the organism in Eukaryota, Fungi, Ascomycota, Eurotiomycetes, Eurotiales, Aspergillaceae.